Messenger RNA from Oryzias melastigma (Indian medaka), 628 nucleotides. RefSeq names its product protein crumbs homolog 1. The coding region runs from base 225 to 578 and encodes 117 amino acids. Gene Ontology annotation, molecular function: calcium ion binding. Lineage: Eukaryota; Metazoa; Chordata; Actinopteri; Beloniformes; Adrianichthyidae. Gene Ontology annotation, biological process: heterophilic cell-cell adhesion; establishment or maintenance of epithelial cell apical/basal polarity. Gene Ontology annotation, cellular component: plasma membrane; protein-containing complex. The record is from RefSeq and is a predicted model, not a curated record. The transcript has 2 exons.
AUCCUAAUCUGGCUCCACAGUCAUGAAAAAUUAAAAAUUAAAAAACCAAAGAUGUUAUAAUAAUCAAAUGUGUCUGUUGUAGAGAGAGGAUUCCUGAAAUUCCUUGGUACAUUGAAACAGCUCCGUAAGUACCAACAUUAAAAUCAAUGACAAGCAAAACCAAGAUAUUUAGAAAAGGAUAAUGGUCUUUUUGUUUCUUCAGACUUCCUCAGUUGCCUCUAUCUAUGUGCUCGGGGACGAGGUGGAACUACAGCUGCUUUAAUGGAGGAAACUGCUCUGAAGUCAACAACACCUGCUCCUGCCUGCCUGGCUUUACAGGACAAUGGUGUGAGAAAGACGUGGAUGAAUGUGCCUCAGAUCCAUGCAUGAAUGGAGGCUUCUGCAUCAACUACGUGAACAGCUUUGAGUGCAUCUGUGACAUGAACUACUCCGGAAUUUACUGCCAAAUGGACGUCAGCGACUUCUACAUGUAUCUGUUCCUGGGUCUGUGGCAAAACCUCUUCCAGCUUGUGUCCUACUUGGUGAUCCGCCUCGACGACGAACCAGAAAUUGAGUGGGGAUUCAACAUGAAUGAUUAGACCAAUACCAUCUUUGUCUCAAAAUAUAAUACUUUUACUGGCAGGUACAG